AAUUUGUUUCAAAACAGCAACGAUAAAUGGUCUCCAACAGAGGAGUAAUAAAGCUGAAAAUAUGGUAAUUUGUCUGUCUACUGAGGUAAAAUAUCGAAUACUUUUACUUCAAAGGAUUACAUUUUAGUGUACGAGUUUUUGAGAUGAUGUCGGGAGGCUUAAUAUGUUUACUGAGUAUUUUGUCGAAUAUUUAGUUGUUGUAGCUGGGUAGUAAAUUAUUUUCUCAUAAUUACGCUGUUUGAAUGACUUGACGUUGAAGUAACUUACCACAAAGGGCAAAUAUUCUGUGCUAAUUAUUACUGCUAUUAAGAAAAUCUAUACAUGUCUGCAUUCAGCUGGCCGUGCAUUUAAAAUGAGCAAAAUGGACUCCGGUUUUACUGAUUAUUUUGGAAACAUAGGAGUCAAAAUUUUGCAUGAGCAAGGUCGAAUAAUUCACCUUCCUCCUUAUCUGUAAUUAGAAAAAAUGCUUUUUCUUGUUUUUUUUUUUAAUUAAUAUAAUUUUUUGCUCCUUAUUCAGUCAUACCCUGUUCAGGAUUAAUAUGCAUCCUUCAAUCAUUUCUCAUUAUGGCAAUACAGGUGCAAUCAACAAUAGGUUUUGUUUAAAAUGCGGCUUUUCUAUUGGCGAACAAUCACAUUCAACACUUGUUGUUUGGUUUAACUUCAAUCGGCCCAUCGUUAGUCCUAGUCCAGUUAUUCAAAAAUACACAAUAAGUUCAGCGCGUGCGUUCAGUUUAACAAGUCAAUCGGCGGGCCCCGCACGUGUCAUGUACGAGACCAUUUGCUGCGGCUGACAAUAAAACAGAGAAAGCACAAUCACCAUAAAGAAAGAAUCAACAUAAGUCGGUUACUACUUAACGCAACGCAAGUUUGCUUUCACUUCAGAUCCAAUUAACACUUCUUUCGAGCAGAUCAUAACCCGAAAGGCAGCUUUGCAAAGAAGUAAUCUCAACUAACGGUCAAGGCACCCAACAGGAAAAUUCUAGAAAGUUUGAAAUGCCGAAGUCUUUCCUUUUAAAGAGACGAACUCCACAAACCACAACGAACUCCAGUCUCAAAAUUGUUGAUUAUAAAGAAGAAGCAGUCUCGAACAGCUUUCAGUUAAAAAGAUCCUUUGAGGAACAAACCUACAGACCUCUGCACCAGGAACCCAAGCCAGAACCAAGAGAGGAAUUAUUGGUUCAGAGCUCGGUACUUCAGGGCGCAGGUUACAACACAAGGGCUUUUGUCGUGAACGACGAGCUUGUUAACCAUUCAAGUGGCCGCCAGUUCUCCAUUUUAAGCCCAUAUUACCACUUCACAGCUCCUGAGAGAUUAGUAAACGCCGUCCAUAUGCAUCCUGCCGCAAACGAACAUUUCUUCUGGAGAAAUGAGCUUAGUAUCUCUUCCACCCCAGCUUGUUGUGAUAUUUAUCAGCACGGAGUUCCUCUUGUAACUCCGCCUUCGAUUUCCAUUCCCGAGAAAGUCAAAGAGCCCUACCAGUGUGAUCAGUGCGGUAAGAUUUUCAAAACCAAAUAUACCUUAGCCAUCCAUUUAAAAAUGCCAAAUCACACUCAUGCUCGGCCCUUCGUAUGCAAUACGUGCGGUAAAGGCUUCCGAUUGUCUUCUACACUUUGCAGGCACAAGAUCAUUCACACUAAAGAAAAACCGUACAAAUGCCAUGUUUGUGAAAAAGCAUUUAAUCGCUCGUCUACACUUAAGACACAUAUCCGCACCCAUAGUGAUGAUAAAGAAUUUGUUUGUGAUCGCUGUGGCAAAGGUUUCCAUCAAAAGGGAAACCUGCGAAAUCACUUUCUCAUUCACACGGGAGAAAAGCCGUAUAAGUGCAGCUUGUGCCAGAAAGCUUUCAAUAAAUUGUCGAAUUUGAAGUUUCAUAUGCAUGUGCACACAGACAAUUCGCCAUACCGAUGUAAAUUUUGCAAAGUUUCCUUUUCACGAAGAUGCGAUUUGAAAAGUCAUAUUCAGAACGCGCAUGUUGGACAGGAUGCAAACUAAAUCCUUUGCUUGUACUCUAAAGCAAGGAAAUCCAAACCCUUGGUGGCACCCUAAAAAGUAUCAUCUGAUCAAGGCUUUCAGAG
This is a messenger RNA of Pocillopora damicornis (cauliflower coral), 2075 nucleotides long. RefSeq lists its product as uncharacterized. Gene Ontology annotation, molecular function: DNA-binding transcription factor activity, RNA polymerase II-specific; RNA polymerase II cis-regulatory region sequence-specific DNA binding. Lineage: Eukaryota; Metazoa; Cnidaria; Anthozoa; Scleractinia; Pocilloporidae. Gene Ontology annotation, biological process: regulation of transcription by RNA polymerase II. The record is from RefSeq and is a predicted model, not a curated record.